This is a messenger RNA of Panicum hallii, 2248 nucleotides long. RefSeq lists its product as uncharacterized. Lineage: Eukaryota; Viridiplantae; Streptophyta; Magnoliopsida; Poales; Poaceae. The coding region runs from base 430 to 975 and encodes 181 amino acids. The transcript has 3 exons. The record is from RefSeq and is a predicted model, not a curated record. Gene Ontology annotation, molecular function: protein binding.
UGAUUAUUGUUAUCUUGAUCGUGGUUUUGGGUUUGUUAUCUCGAUCGUAAUUCAUAAAAAGUUGCUAUCGAGGAGAAGGCAAUGUUUUAUGUGUGUAGUUUGGCAGCUUAAUUACUGUGCCUGUGGGGGUGGUGAAAUUAAUUAUAGGACAUAAAAAAUAAAAAAGAAAAGCAACACGUCAGUUCGUGGGCUGAGCAACUCCUUUUGUUGGGCCGUCCUGGGCUCGGUGCUCUCCACGCUGCUUGUUCCCCAUCAGACAGCCGCCCUAGUCGUGCUCGAGGUCACCCUCCGCUCUGCCGAUCUCCGGCCGCCAGCGGCGGCGACCGUCACCUCCGGCCGAGCUCGCCUGCCCCGCUGAUCCGCCGGCGACAGUCACCUUCGUCUGAGCCUGCUUGCUCCGACAAUUGCGCCCCACCUGCCACUCCCGCGAUGGCGAAGCUGCGCGCCGCCGCCUCCAACUCCGGCGACCUGCUCCUGGAUGCGCUGAGCGAGAUCCUGCUGCGUCUCUCAGCCAAGGAGCUCUGCCGCCUCCGCGCCGUCAGCCCCACCUGGCGGUCCCUCACCUACGACCGGGCCUUCAUCGCUGCCCACAGGGCCCGCCACCGGGAGCCGCUCCUCGCCUUCGCCCACCGCGACGACAACCAUGUCCACAACGUCGACAUCGUGGAUCUGUCCGGCGAGCUCGUGAGGCGGAUGCCGAGACCCGAGGACGGCGUCGGCGUGCUUGGCACUCGCCUCGACCUCGUCCGCGUCGCGUGCAGGUACCGGCGCAUGGCUUUCUGGGUGCUGAACCCGGCCACCGGUGCUGCUCUGGCGUUGCCAGAUUGCCACUCGGAGUACAUGGGGAACGGGCCGGACGAGCGGUUCGUUCUCUCCCUGUGGCCUUGUGGAGAGGAAUGCAUUCGGCCGGGUCUCCACCACUGGAGAGUACAAGGCACUCCGCAUCACCCGCUGCUCCUUUGGCCCCAAAUAUAAGGUCUGCGAGGUGAUCACCAUUGGCGCCGACGGCAGCGACCAUGGAGUGUGGAGGGAAAUGCCUAGGCCUCCCUCCCUUAUCUGUAUAGAUGGUGCUAUGUGCAGGAAGUCCUCGAUUGUGGAGGAGAUGAAAUGUGUGGUCGUGGAUGGAGUGGUGCAUUUCUUGAUAUAUCCUGAAUUCAGCUAUCUCCACUCAAGUUUUGAGCGUGGCAGCAUAGCUUCUUUCAACCUGGAGACUGAGGAGUGGAUGCCGACUCUCCGUGGGCCAUCUCCCGUGCGUACCUUCGUUACGGAUUUAUCGUUGUCUAAUUUAUGUGGCUGCUUGGUUACAGUUCACAAUAUUCGUUACACUUUCAUGGACCUAUGGUUUCUAUCAGAUUUUGAGAAGGGGCUGUGGGUCAAAAAGUACAGCUUGCCUUCCCAGGUUGCUAGGCCUCGUGUGUAUCCAUUGCUGGUAUUGGAUGAUGAAAGGAUAUUGUUUAUGCAUGGACAGACACCGGAUUCUUUGGUACGUUUUCGCCUGGAAACUGGUAUUUAGUUAUUUACACAUAUGACCUGAAAACUGGUGCUUACACUCAUGUAUUGGACUUGGACAUGGGGAGUUUCGAUUCGGGAUUCAUUGGCAUUUACACAGGAAGUCUGCUGAGUCCAUAGAGAUGUUGUCAGUUGGCACUGAUGAGUAUGUAUGGGAUGGGGAGUGGGUAGUUGGUCUAUCACCGAACGACAACCUUUUAAGACAGUACUGGAUAUGGGAUUGAUGUUGAGCCAUCGAGACCUGUUCCUUUCAGGCGCUUCUGCGAAUCUGCUUGAUAUGAUUUUUUUUUUCUGUGAUUACUUUUGGAGGUGAACAUAUUCAGUGCUGAAAUGUUCGUUUGUGCAUUAGUUUCUGUCUUCGAAAUUGUAGGCUGACAAUGUAGGUUCAAGUUUCUCCUUGAUAGGGUUGGGUGGGGCUCCUUCCCAAAACAGCCUGUCUGUUAGACUAUGGGUGGAUGAUUACCGUAUGGAAUGCCGGCAGAUCGGCAUUGACGGUGGAGGAAAUGGUGGUGUUUGAGCUAUGUGAUCGAGCUGCACGCUCAGAUCGAAGCUGCGCCAUGGGCCGGCGGCUAUCCGGCCCACGAUCGAAAAAAAAGCAAGUCGACGAUCGAUGUGGAUCGGCCCACGAAGGGCAUCUUACUUCCCAGAGCUAGUCAUGAACAUGAAAAUUACAGAUUAUAAGAAGUUGGCAUAUAACUAACAACAUACGCAUAUACAAGAAAUAAUUAUAUUGCUCCAC